UUGGACUGCCCCGUUCAUUAGGUUAAUGCAAUAAGGUGGCUCUAUUCCGGACCCGUAUCCUUGCAAGUUGGCUAAAAAUAGCGUAGGAACGGUACCUGACUUACUGGUUGCCAGUCACUUAAAAGUACGUCAGAGGCAAUGAACCGGCUCCCGACAGAGCUCGCCAUAUACAAUCUUGGCUUGGCAACAAAUCCCCCUGGAGCCGGUCGACCUUAAGAUUUCAACUUCUGCUGGCAGACGACAAGAAAACAAAGCAUCAGACACAGCAAAAAAAUGAAAGUCCCAAUACUACUACUGAUAAUCGGAAAUUAUAAAAAGCUGUUCCAGCUACUGCGAGGGAUUCCUCGAAAUAUACUUUAGCUAUCCAUGCCCAGCGCUUGACCGCAUCAGUCCAGAGCAACAGCACCAGUCAAAUAUGAAGGAAACCAAGUUGGCGCAGGAUCAGGGAGAUGGCUCCCUAUCGGAGUCCCUGCUCAAGAUUGCCAAACGGGAACUGCGCGAGGAUCGGUGCACUCGGGAACAGAGCCUGGAGCAGCUGCGGAAUUGGGUGGCCAAGAACGAGGAUCUGCAGAAUGUUCGCUGCGACGAUACCUUCCUACUGCGCUUCCUGCGUGCCAAAAAGUUCAGCGUUCCGAUGGCAGAGCAAACGCUACUCAAGUACCUCAACAUCCGGCGAACAUUCCCGCACAUGAGCACUCAGCUGGAUUAUCUGGAGCCACGCCUGGGCGACCUCAUCGACCAGGGCUACAUCUUUGCAGUACCCCAGAGGGAUAAGCAUGGACGCCGUGUGGUGGUCAUCAAUGCCAAGGGCCUCAAUCCGAAGAUCCACACCAGCUGUGAUCAGGCCAAGGCACAUUUCCUCACCUACGAGUGCCUGAUGGAGGACCAGGAGACACAAAUCACCGGACUGACGCAUGUUGGCGACUUCUCCGGCGUGUCGACGGCCCACGUGACGAACUGGAAUCCGACGGAGUUUGCCCGCAUCUUUAAGUGGGGCGAACAGUCGCUGCCCAUGCGCCACAAGGAGAUCCACCUCAUCAAUGUGCCCUCCACGCUGAAGUGGCUCAUUGACUUUGUGAAGAAUCGGGUUAGCUCCAAGAUGAAGAACCGCCUAAUCAUCUACGGCAGCGAGAAGGAGCUGAUGAAGGGCGUCGACCAGGCAUGCCUGCCCCUGGAGAUGGGCGGCACUGUGCCCAUGCGCGAGAUGAUCGAGCUGUGGAAGCAGGAGCUGGCCUCCAAGCGGGACCUGGUGCUCGGGCUGGACAAGAGUGUCCUGCUCUCCGACCGCGGCAUCCAGCGGCGGAGCAGUUUCAAUGCAGAGAAGGCAAGCAACGGUGGACCCAACUUUGUGUCACAGAUCGAGUCCAUUGAGGGCAGCUUUCGGAAGCUGGAAUUCGAUUAGCUCACCCGAU
Drosophila serrata is the source of this 1412-nucleotide messenger RNA. RefSeq names its product Cellular retinaldehyde binding protein (gene Cralbp). The record is from RefSeq and is a predicted model, not a curated record. Gene Ontology annotation, cellular component: membrane. Gene Ontology annotation, molecular function: phosphatidylinositol bisphosphate binding. Lineage: Eukaryota; Metazoa; Arthropoda; Insecta; Diptera; Drosophilidae.